Messenger RNA from Aspergillus pseudonomiae, 987 nucleotides. Its product is annotated as acyl-CoA N-acyltransferase. Gene Ontology annotation, molecular function: acyltransferase activity, transferring groups other than amino-acyl groups. The record is from RefSeq and is a predicted model, not a curated record. Lineage: Eukaryota; Fungi; Ascomycota; Eurotiomycetes; Eurotiales; Aspergillaceae. The transcript is spliced from 4 exons. The coding region runs from base 230 to 916 and encodes 228 amino acids.
AGUGGAGAAUCCCGCAUAGAGCUUCCUUUUCGGAUAAAGCCGAGCGGAUACUUUCAGUUCAUCCAUUAUGAUCCAGUGACCACCGACCAACUCACUUCAGUUCGUAGAUCGCUUCCUCCUUGCUGCCUCCACGUCCUGCGGGGAAAUAGAACAUACUGUACCUCGGAACAACCAUAUCAACCCUUACCCGUAUAACUCAAGAUAACCCCCAUCCAUCGUCACCGUCACCAUGCCUGUCGAGGUCGUCCCCCUUACAGAAGCAGACAUCCCCGACGCGAUCGAAGUCAUCCAACAAGCAUUCGCGGAAGACCCAUAUUUCCAAUGGGUUUUCGAUCCUUCCGAGUUCAACAAGCAAAGAAACUAUGAUUCCCUCGCGGCGCGGUGUCUCUGGGGGAUCAACAACGCCCUGUUUCACGUCGCCAAGGAAACUGAUGCGAAUGGCGUCGACCGCGUGGUCGGCGUGUCCUGCUGGUUACCGCCGCAUGCCGCCUCCGAGCCGGAGAGCUGGUACAGCUGGUGCCAGGGGUGGGUGCUGAGCUGGCGACAGAUGCUGAACAACAUCUGGAAUUUAGGCCGGGGCGGGCUCCGGACUAACCGGUACUGGAUCUGGAAGGAGAGGCAGCAGGAGGCGCAGAGCGCGAUCUGGGAUGAUCCGCGGGGGUACUAUUUCUGCAACAUUGUGGCUGUCAGUCCUAAGGCGCAGGGGGGUGGGAUUGGGAGGAAAUUGUUCGAGGCUGUUACCGAUAUGGCGGAUCGGGAGGGAGUGAAGUGCUAUUUGGAAAGUUCGCGGAACGUGCCGAACGUGCAGAUUUAUGAGAAGAUGGGGUUUAGGAUGAAGAAGGAGAUGGAGUGUCGGGAUGGGGAAGAUGUUUGCAUGCUUUAUUGCAUGGUUCGUGAGCCUAACUUGGAGAAGUGAGGGCUCGGGCGGUUUCUAUCUUUUUUUUUUCUAUAUGCGGUAUUUGAUGACGAAUCGGGAUGGCAGGAAUG